This is a messenger RNA of Colletotrichum fioriniae, 1062 nucleotides long. RefSeq lists its product as uncharacterized. Gene Ontology annotation, molecular function: catalytic activity. Lineage: Eukaryota; Fungi; Ascomycota; Sordariomycetes; Glomerellales; Glomerellaceae. The record is from RefSeq and is a predicted model, not a curated record. Gene Ontology annotation, biological process: base-excision repair.
AUGCGCACGCGAUCAACUAAUACCCAGACGGCAAAUCCCAGCUCUACACCGACCAAAAGAUCGCACAAUGACUCUGAUUACACAUCUUUCGACGAGCUGAAAGCCAAUAUCAAGCGCAAAACGCGACGGAAAUCUUCAUCAAUCACAAAGAAAGCCACCGAUAAGAGAGCGCCCAAGUCCAUGAAGAGGAAGAACGAGAACGGGCUACUUGACUUCAAGACAAAACCUACUGACGACAAACUCGUUGAUUCACCGCCUUCGGCCAAAAAGUUCUCUGAAAAGAGGUUUGCCGCCUGGUCCCAACAUGCCCAAUCAUCUCCAUACCCCGACUUCCUCCGGCCAACCCAUGACGAAUGUCGGGUCGCUUAUAAUAUCCUGGAAGGACUCCAUGGAGAUGUGAUUCGGGAAGUCUUUGCAGAUCCAGAUGCCCCAGCCCAGGAGUAUCCAUAUGUGAUGGAUGCUUUGGUGGUAGCUGCCCUCAGCCAGGCGACUACUUGGAACAAUGCCAAGCGUGCCAUGAAGAACAUGAAGGGUGUGUACGGGUCCCCAUCCAACUACGAGGCAAUUGUGGAAGGCGGUAUGGAGAAGUUGGUGGAUGCGCUGCGACCCGGCGGGAUGCAGAACAAGAAAGCCAAGAUUCUCAUGCAGCUGUUGGACGAUGUAAAGACUCGGCAUGGCAAGUGGGAUCUUCAGCACCUCUUCAACGCUACCGAUGAAGAAGUUGUCGAGGAAGUGGUCAGCUACUGGGGCCUCGGGACAAAGUGCGCGUUUUGUCUGAUGAGCAUCUGUCUAAAGCGGGAUGCCUUUGCUGUGGACACCCACAUUUACCGCAUCACGGGUCUCUGGGGUUGGCGACCACGUGAUGCGUCAAGGGAGCUGGCGCAGGCCCAUCUAGAUGCUCGGAUACCCAACGAGCUGAAGUUUGGGUUACACUAUCAAUUCAUUGUCCACGGCCAGAAGUGCUCUGUCUGUCGAGGCAACGGAGAUGGCAGAGCCGUGUGUGAGUACCGAGUGCUACUGCAACAGCGUAGAGAUUCCAAGGAGGAUAUGGCAAAUUUGUAG